Molecule: messenger RNA, 4785 nt
Organism: Misgurnus anguillicaudatus (oriental weatherfish)
Lineage: Eukaryota; Metazoa; Chordata; Actinopteri; Cypriniformes; Cobitidae
Source: RefSeq, a predicted model, not a curated record
AUACGCCCCCAACUUCGAAUUUAAACAAUAAUUAACGACGGCGUUUUGAACAGCAUAUUUAGAAUGGGUGCUUUAUAUUUAAAUACACACGCGCAGUGUAGUCCGUUAAAAUGUUAGUUUCAGAAAAAGUGAAGAAGUUUGAAAAGAAAAAGAGAUUAUUUGGCAACCUCAGCAGUCAUCUCGUCAGCUGACCAGCGCGUAGGCAGUAGGCACUGGCAGCGCCAGCAAAGGCAUAUGCAACAAAGCAUUUAGAUCUGAGGUAUAAUUUUAAUAAGCAAAUAUGAGCUCUGUGCAGUAUUCCAAACGCUUCAGUGAUGAGCAGUACAAAAACUGGUUAAAAACCACCGAGAGUCUUUCAAUACUGAGGACUCAUAUGCGGGACUUCAUUGAACAGGAAACCGAAACUUAUCACAGCUCUCUGCGAAAUAAACAGGCUCUCAAAGGAUUGACCUGCGACAGAAACUGCAGUUUUAAGAAGAAUAAGAAUAAGCAGGUACCUCUGUGCAACUUGUGUACUAAAUGGAGAAAUGAGAUUUCAGCCAAUCACACUAAAAAAACUAUUAUGUACUUGGACAUAAACUGCCAACCAUGUCUAUGGCCUACAAAUAAAUGGGAAGCUGCUAAAGCAUAUAUGCCACGUGGGCAUGAUAAGCAUGGUACAUUUGAAGAGUUUGAUGUUGCUGCUAUUUUGAACUUAAUGCGUUCCUGCAAACACUUCAGUGGCAUCCCAGAUUCUUGUCUGCAAGGUGUACUAAAGGUACGCAACAGCGCAAUGCACUCACCUGACUUCAAAAUGAGCAGUGCAGACAUGGAAAAAAAUCUUGUCAAGGUCCUGGAGAUGGCUAGGAAGCUUGAAGCAAGAUUCCCAGAACUGAAAAACUUGGAGAAAGACUUGGAGAAAGAUAUAAAACAGUUCAACAACAUUCUGGACAAGAAUUUCAGUCAGGACUCGCAGUGUGAGGUCGAUGGCAAACAAGACGACAUUGAGAACCUGAAAGAGAUCCAGAAAGUUCUGGACCGGGAGCAACAAGCCAUGAAGGAAAAGUUGGAAGGGUUUCUCUUGCACUUCGAGGGGAACAAUGAAGAAAGUGUCAAAGAACAAUCACAGGAUUUUCUGGACUUUCUGGACCAAAACAAAGAUCUCCUUGAGAACUUGGCCCCACAGGUCGACAAACUUAAAGAGAUGCAAGAGAAAGUUGAUCAACACGAGCAUCAGCUCACCGACCUGAACGACAGAGUGGACUAUCUGGAGCAGGUGGCAACUGAUCCAGUCUUACCUGACAACCCCCUCAGAUUCAAGAAUCAUCUUUAUGAAUUUUGCCGUAAAAACCAUUGGCCAGAGCCAAAGUUUACAGAAGAGCGAAAAGCCGGCGGUUAUAAGGGUAUGGUGGAAGUGAAUGGACAAACAUUUCAGGGCAAAACGGUGCGUAACAGCAUAAAGACUGCCCAUCAGGAUGUAGCACACAUUGCUCUUGAAUACCUGGAGUCAGAGGUUGAUACCACAGAACCACAAACAGCAUUAACGUCGACUGAGAUCUCCGGUUCAUCUUCCUCAGGGACCCACUUUGGUAAAGUGACUGUGGUUCUCGAUCAAGAAUUUACUGGUGGACGCUUUUUAAAAGAGGAGGAAGCUGUUGAAUCAGCUUAUGAGGAUUUAUGGAAACAGUUGCAAGGUGUUAUGGGUCCAGUGAAAGAUCAAACAUACAGGUUGGCAAUCCUGGAUUAUUUCAACAAACUUGAUUUCCCAAUACCAACAGUACAGUUUACUCAGAAUGAUGACAACACAACCAUCUGUAAACUCAGACUCAGCGGCUCUUUUACUUUUCAUGACACAGUUGGCUCCAGCAAGAAGAGACAGGCAGAGCAACAAGCAGCUGAAGUUGCUGUGAAACAUCUGUCAAAGAUCCUCAACUGUGGUCCAAUAUCAGACACUGAGAAAAACUUCAAAGGUCUCCUAAAGGAGUGUCUAGAAAACCUGCAUCUCAAAGCUGCUGAGUAUGACACUGAAAGAGGUCCAAGUGGAACCAGACCAGAACCUUCAAGCCUUUGUGCAUCAGUAAAACGGCCUUCAGACCUGGAGUCUGAAAGCAUCUCUACAGCAUCUCCGCUGCCAUCACGUCCGAGUCAUGAGUCAGUCAGUGGUCCUGUUCCUGUAUCACUGGACCCUCAAGAUUCAAGUUCUUCAGCUUCACAGAGAAAAAAGGCCAAGAUUGAUACUUCAGGGAUCACCUUCUUUGGUAAAGUGACUGUUUUCCUUGAACGAGAAAUUGUAUCGGAUGGAGGAUGUUCAGAAGAGGAAGCAAGUGAAUCAGCUUAUAAAGCUUUAUGGCAACAGUUAUGCAUUAAUGCUUCAAUUGAAGGUAAGACAUACAAGUCCACAAUCCUGGAUUAUUUCAAAGAAAAUGAUUUCCAGAUGCCAGCAGAAGAGUUUUAUCAAAAUGAGGACAACACAACCAUCUGUAAACUCCGACUCACUGGCCCUUUUACCUUUCAUGACACGGUCGGCUCCAACAAGAAGAGACAGGCAGAGCAACAGGCAGCUAAAGUCGCUGUGAACCAUCUGUCAAAGAUCCUCAACUGUAAUCCAGUACCAGACACUGAGAACUUCAAAAGUCUCCUAAAGGAGCGUCUAGAAAACCUGCGUCUCAAAGCUGCUGAGUAUGACACUGAAGAAGGUCCAAGUGGAACCAGACCAGAACCUUCAAACUCAUCUAUCAUUCAGGCAACAGUAAAACAGCCUUCAAACCAGGAGGAGUCUGAAAGCAUCCCUACAGCAUCUCAGCUGCCAUCAUGUCAGAGUCAUGAGUCAGUCAGUGGUCCUGUUCCUGUAUCAUUGGACCCUCAAGAUUCAAGUUCUCCAGCUUCACAAAGGAAAAAGGCCAGGAUUGAUACUUCAGAAAUUGAUCUGCUGCUUACUGUAUGGAAUCUCAAACCACCACAUGUGAAAGUUGAGAACAUCCAAUAUGAUGAAAAUUUCAAAUGCACCGUGGAAAUCAACUUGGAAAACUUUACUUUCACGAACAAAAAAGGCUACGACUCUAAGAAGGAAGCUAUUCGAAUAACUUACCUGUUAUUCGGCAGUAAAAUGGGAAUUUUUGAAUCUGGCACAGCAGAUGAAAAGACAGCCAGUGCUCAGGUGAAGCAGCAUUUCUCCCAGAAAUCUCUUCCUCUUCCUCAGGAAGAUGUUGAAGGUUCCUCAAAACCAUUUUGUUGCUCAAUAAAGAACAUAAGUUACAAGGUUGUCUAUGAAGAACAAGGAUCUUCAGAGAUCGAAGCCAAGCUACAUGCUCUCCAGAAAGCCCUCAGUUCACUGUCACCUCUGUUUGAUUUUCCUUCACUAACUGGAGCUAAUAGUCUUGAAGAUGUGGAGAAUCAACUGAGCUUCAUGCUGAAAGGGGCUGGUCAGAAAGAUCCAGUGAUCUCGCUGCACGGGCCGCUGGUGAAGACCUCCAUCCAGCUGUGUUUUACUGAUCAUACAGUCAAGUGUACAUGCAAAAACAGCAAAAAAGCUGCUCGUAAUCAUCUCAGUUUACGUAUACUGAGCCUGCUAGGAGAGAAGACAGAUUCAGGGAGCACAUCUGUGAGAAACUGUUUAGAUGAUUGGUUUAAACAGAAGAAUCUACCACAGCCUGUGUUUGAGGACACAGAAGAAGCCCUCGGAGCGAAAGCUACUUUCUCUGUUCAGUUCACCUGCUGUAAUCCAGCUUGGGAAGACAACUGGGACACAGCAAAGAAGAAGCUGGUUGAAGAACUCAAGCAGAGAUUUCAGUUUCUCAACGACUAAAGCACUGACAAUCUAUAUUUCAAUGGACACAAAUGUCCUGUAUGUCUAACUCUUACUGUACUAGUGGUGGGAUUGCAAUUACUGUAUGUUUUCAAGUGGUGGGAUUUUUAAAUUUUAAAUUAUGGUAAAACUUUACAGACUGCACUGCAAAAAAUGAUUUUCAAGGAAAAAAAUCUUAGUAUUUUUGUCUUGUUUUCAGUAAAAAUAUCUGAAAAUUCUUAAAUUAAAAUGCUUUUUCUUGAUGAGCAAACGACCCAAGAAAAUAAAUCAAGUUUUUGGACCAAAAAUAUCAAAUUUAAGUGAUUUUUGCAUAAAACAAGCAAAAAAAAUCUGCCAAUUUUUAACAUUUUUUUAAACACUAAAUUCAAGAAAAAUUAGCUUACCCCAUUGGCAGUUUUUUUUUGCUUGUUUGCUUGUUUUAUGCACAAAAUCACUUAAAUUUGAUAUUUUUGGUCUAAAAACUAGACUUAUUUUCUUGGGUCGUUUUGCUCAUCAAGAAAAAGCAUCUUAAUUUAGGAAUUUUUAGAUAUUUAUAUUGAAAACAAGACAAAAAUACUAAGAAAAUGUUUUCUUAAAAAUUAUUUUUUGCAGUGUGGUUGCUGAGCUAUAGCAAUUGUGUCAAGCCCUAUUCCCCUCGAUGAAUGAAAUUUUAAAGAAACACAACUGUACAUUUCUAAAAUGUACACCAAAGGUAUUUAUCCAUUCCAGUGUCAUCAACAGCACUAUAAUGCAUCAUAUACUGGUGCUGAAAAUUUGAUAUACUGAAAUGCAGCAGUUGCACUGAUCUAUUUUUAGACAAAAGUGUUUAGGUAGAAAUUUUGCAAAGUGUAUUUGAUGAGUAAUUAUGCAUAUAAUGCAUUUUGCUAUUUAAAAAUUAAUGUAAAUUCUGAAAUAUGAACUUUGAUCUCCAUUGCUCAUUAAUUGUGGAUUGUGCAAUUUUGUUUGUUUACUAAAUAUAUAAAAGUACUAUUAAAUAAAGUGAUUUAUAUUGCAGCAUAAAA